UGCUUUUGAGAAGGCCUUUUUGCCAGUAUAAAACUGGCACACACCAUCACCAGCUUCAGCACAGCAGCCUUCAGUAGUCUCUUCCCAUCCAUUCUGCCUUGAGGAAAUUGUCUGAACCUUUCCUCCACUUACUAGUCUUUCUUCCUCCCCAUUGCUGCCAUGAGGGCGCCUGUGGCGUUCUUUGCAUGGUGCGCCCUCCUCUUGGCGUGUGGCGGCCUGCUGCAUUGCGCGGAGGCGGCCAAGGCCAGGCACCUCAAGUGGGAGGUGAGCCACAUGUUCUGGUCGCCGGACUGCGAGGAGAAGGUGCUCAUCGGCAUCAACGGCCAGUUCCCCGGCCCCACCAUCCGGGCCAAGGCCGGCGACACCAUCGUCGUCGAGCUCAAGAACGGGCUGCACACCGAGGGGGUGGUCAUCCACUGGCACGGCGUCAGACAGAUUGGAACACCGUGGGCGGAUGGCACGGCGGCGAUCUCCCAAUGCGCCAUCAACCCCGAGGAAACCUUCACUUACCGAUUUGUCGUCGACAAGCCGGGGACAUAUUUCUACCAUGGGCACUACGGCAUGCAGAGGGCGGCAGGGCUGUACGGCUCUCUGAUCGUGGAUGUGGCAGAUGGGGAGGAAGAGCCGUUCAAGUAUGACGGCGAGCUGAACCUGCUCCUCAGCGACUGGUACCACGAGAGCAUCUACAACCAGAUGGUUGGCCUCUCCUCCAGCCCCAUGAGAUGGAUCGGCGAGCCCCAGUCGUUGCUGAUCAACGGCAGGGGGCAGUUCAACUGCUCGCUCGCGGCGGCGCACACGCCGGGCACCAAGCAGUGCACCGCCGGCGGCAACAGGCAUUGCGCGCCGGUGAUCCUCCCCGUCGAGCCCAACAAGACCUACAGGCUCAGGAUCGCCAGCACCACGUCCCUGGCUUCCCUCAACCUCGCGAUCGGGAAUCACAAGCUGACGGUGGUGGAGGCCGACGGCAACUACGUGGAGCCGUUCGUGGUGGACGACAUGGACAUCUACUCCGGCGACAGCUACUCCGUCCUGCUCACCACCGACCAGGACCCGUCGUCCAACUACUGGGUGAGCAUCGGCGUGCGCGGCCGGGCGCCCAAGACGGCGCCGGCGCUGGCCCUGCUCAACUACCGGCCCAACCGCGGGUUCAAGCUGCCGGCCAUCGCGCCGCCGGUGACCCCGGCGUGGAACGACACCGCGCACAGCAAGGCGUUCACGACCCAGAUCAAAGCCCGCGCCGGCACGCCGCCGCCGCCGGCGACGUCGGACCGGCGCAUCGAGCUGCUCAACACGCAGAACAAGCUGGACGGGCACAUCAAGUGGUCCAUCAACAACGUGUCCAUGGUGCUCCCGGCGACGCCCUACCUGGGGUCCCUGAAGCUGGGGCUCAAGACGGCGCUGGCCGCCGCGCGGCCGGCUGACACGUUCGGGCGCGCCUACGACGUGACGCGGCCGCCGCACAACCCAAACACGACGACGGGGGACAACGUGUACGUGCUCCGCCACAACACCACGGUGGACGUGGUGCUCCAGAACGCCAACGCGCUGCAGCACAACGUGAGCGAGGUGCACCCGUGGCACCUGCACGGGCACGACUUCUGGGUGCUGGGGUACGGCGAGGGGGCGUACAGGGGCGACGCCGCCGACGCGGCGAGGCUGAACCUGGUGAACCCGCCGCUGCGGAACACGGCGGUGAUCUUCCCGUACGGGUGGACGGCGCUGCGGUUCGUGGCGGACAACCCCGGGGUGUGGGCGUUCCACUGCCACAUCGAGCCGCACCUCCACAUGGGCAUGGGGGUCAUCUUCGCCGAGGCCAUCGAACGCGUCGGGAAGGUGCCCAAGGAGGCCGUCUCCUGCGGCGCCACGGCCACCGCGCUCAUGAACGGCGAUCACCCCUGAUCGUGAAUCAGCCGUUGAGCCCUUUAUGAGAGCCUGGCUUGGGCCUCUCUAUCUUGUGCAAGAAGCGUUUGGUUACUCAUGAUUAGCUAGGGUUCUUCCAUUUUUCCCUUCUCUAAAGGGCUCCAUUUUCCCUUUUUUGAUGUAUCAUUAGGGAGUGAGAUUGUAUUUGUUAAGUGCUUAUGAUUUGUUGGAAUCAUGGAUUGGAACGCAAACAACGGUUUGCUCGGCAUUAAUGUGCACUUCAAGGUUCAAUCUUA
Messenger RNA from Hordeum vulgare subsp. vulgare (domesticated barley), 2156 nucleotides. RefSeq names its product L-ascorbate oxidase-like. The record is from RefSeq and is a predicted model, not a curated record. Lineage: Eukaryota; Viridiplantae; Streptophyta; Magnoliopsida; Poales; Poaceae. The transcript has 5 exons. The coding region runs from base 160 to 1899 and encodes 579 amino acids. Gene Ontology annotation, cellular component: plasmodesma; extracellular region. Gene Ontology annotation, molecular function: copper ion binding; oxidoreductase activity.